UGAAGCAGACAGUCAGCGCUGAGCGACAGACUCUAGUACCGCAGUUUAGUACCCGCGCCGCGCUAUCUCACCUGACAUUAGAGUGUAGUGCGCGGCAUGUGAUCGGCGACCGUCAUCACAUCAGUGACAAGUGUCAGGAGAUACCUCUAUCCCAGAAUCAGAAACUGAGGCGAUGUUGCUGGUAGUGGUGAUGCUGAUGUUGGUGGGAUGCGGCUGGGUGGCCGGCUGUCCUGACGGCUGCUCUUGUAGCUUCGAACGAGGCCUCUAUGUGGCCAACUGCUCGUCCUUGCCCUACAGUGGAGGCAAGGUGGAGGCUCUUACAGUGCUGCCAUCUAGGGACCAUCCUCAGGAGUUGAGCGACGGACAGUUCAACUCCGCCAGGCACCUCAAGUACCUGAGUCUUCGAAACUGCUCCAUAUACUUUAUUCACAAGAAAGCCUUCUACGGAGCUAAAAACGUGAUCGAAAUUGACCUGUCUUUCAACUAUAUCGAAGAGCUUGAGCCGACAGUGUUCCAACACUUGACGAGUUUAACGACCCUCUCACUGAGAGGGAACCCUAUCCAGUUUCUGUCAGAUGUGCCAUUCCUGAUUUCCAAAUCACUCCAACACCUGGACAUCGGACAGUGCAACAUUAGGAGUAUUUCAAGAGGGGUGUUUUAUGGUUUGAAACGUCUCAAAUACCUGUUGAUGGACGGAAAUCUAUUGAAAAGCCUCAAAUACAAUACGCUUCCCAAGGGUCUCAAGUAUCUCAACCUCUCCCACAACCAAAUGGUUAACAUUCCUACGGAGGUAUUGUCAUCGUUGACAAAUCUCAGACGGAUUGGCCUCAGUGGAAACCCCAUCAACUGCACUUGUUCCCUGAUGAAUUUGCAGGAUUGGCUCUCCGGUCGUGGUGUGAUAUUUGAGGACAACGUCACGUGUGUCUUCCCCUCGGAGUACGAUGGCAUGAGUUGGAGCAAAGUUGAUGAGAACAGAUUGUGCUUAGAGGAAGCGAGGAGAGAAGAGCUGUCUCGUUUUAGUAAAUACAACCGAUUGCGUUUCAAGCAGAACUACUUCAAGAAUGAAAACAGCUAUCUGACAGAAAAUGUGCAGGCUGAUCAGCCUCAACCCGACUCACAAUCAGAAGUACUGUUUCAAAACGAUGAAACUGUAGCGAUGGGUGAAAUGAUGAGAGGUGAAGAGCAUAAAAUGAAUGACACUGAGCAAGAAGUGGCAGAUUCAGAUAAAGAGAUGACCUCGGGAGUUGAAGUUGAUGAAGAAUCUGACGCAACUGACUCUCCUGAAGUUGAGUCAGUAAAACCCGAGGAAGACAGUCCCAGACAGUCCAACACAGGAAGAUGUUCAUGGAAAUAUGAAGCCCAAGAAAAUAAACCUGAAAAUGUUGACCACGUACCAGAAGAACUGAAUAUUGAGAAGACUGGAAGUAUAGAAAAUACCAUCGGCCAAGAGCCACCCCUAUCAAGUAACUUGAAUGAAAGCAACCCUGUUGAGUUUAAACCAAUCAGUGAAGAGGUAAACACAGAAGUUGACGAUUUCAGAGAAGAGGGUCUCUUUCAUGUGGACAGUGACAGAUAUACUCAUACGGUGAAGACGUGGAAAAUCCAGAGGAAAUGCCUGUCCAGAAAUUCCACUUCUAGUUCCGAGACAAAUAAUGGAACAAUCAUUGUCGAUCAAGAGAAUCCUGAAGAGAAGGAGACAGAAGAGCCGAUUCCAACUCCCGUUUUCAUACCUGACUUAAUGAACAAGAAAGAGUUAGAGGAAGUUACAAGUGUGCAAGUUCAAACAGAUGAAAUAGAACCAACCAUCAGUCCAACCCCAGGCAGUGAGAACCAAACUCUUAUCGCUGGUUCCAGUAACAUAAUAGAAGAAAAACUCAGGGACGUAGCUGGAGCAGAAGUUGUCAUGUUCUGUAUAGCUGUUCUAGUAAUUACCCUUAUUCUGUACUCAAUUUACAAAUGUAGGACUUCAAAUAAGAGACAAACUAUCAGAAUUAGCAAGGAUGUGGAGUCGAACCGUGGAACUGAGAUGCAAGAUAUGGCUUCGCUCUUACCGAAACCUCAAGAUGACGAUCAGAGAAACGGUUCCAAGUACCCUGACAAAGCGCCUUCCAGCGAGACCAUGAAACUUAUAAGUGAACAGAAUGAGAAUGAGGCUCCCCGUUACAAACCGGUUCCGGACUCCAUGAAUAAAGUGGACGAUAAGAAUUCUCUCAACAACAAUACCCCUUCCAGCCCCACUGCCAAAACACCACUGAUCAAACCAGGAAACCAGAUCACGAUCAAUCCUGCAGCACCCAUACAGAGGACAAAGGUAAAAGUGGGAGUGAUCCCCGACUCGAUACCAAGGACUCCUAUAUUCCUACAAAAGUCACUCAACGGAACAAAAAAUGUCUAGACGUUUUGUGUUUGUUACCUGUUCACAAGAAACUGUUUAGAAAAGGACAAACUAGCUGGAUAAAGACUUUUCUAGCACGUUAGCUAGUCAUAUUAAGUGUAAGAGAAGCCUUGUGACAAAAAAAUUUGUCAGAUUUUACCAAACACACCAACUGAGUAGGUUGAGAUCUACUCCUGACUGAUUUAUUUCCUUUAUUUUUAUUGUGUAUAUAGACUUGAAAUCAUGUAAAUAUAUAAAUAGAUAUUUUGGUAAUAAAUUAUUGUUAUCUAAAAAGUUUAUAUUUUAUCACUUUGUUGGAAAAUAUUGUUUAGCGGUAAGUUUGUUCUUAUUGAGAUUAUAUCUUUAGUGAGAAUAUAUAUAUAUAUCUUUUACUAUUUACUUGAUAUUGUUUUCAAAGCGAUGUUCACUAGUUUUUAUAAAUUAACUUGAGUAAAAUCCCACUUCAAGGCUCCAUAAACUACUACAUUAUGGCAACAGUGUGGAAAGAAUCUCAACUUAAUUACAGAAUUUCCCAAAAAUUCAAAAUUUUUAUAAUAACAUUGUACUAUAUAUUAAAGUUUAACUGUAUUCCUGGGCAUGAUUUGAAAAGUAACAAAC
Homalodisca vitripennis (glassy-winged sharpshooter) is the source of this 2992-nucleotide messenger RNA. RefSeq lists its product as uncharacterized. NCBI's taxonomy places the organism in Eukaryota, Metazoa, Arthropoda, Insecta, Hemiptera, Cicadellidae. The record is from RefSeq and is a predicted model, not a curated record. Gene Ontology annotation, molecular function: protein binding.